UCCCCUCCCAUCAUCAUCGCCUAGCACCAGCGAGACGCUUAAGUUCUUGUAGACGAAAUUAACUAUAGACCACAAGUCAGAGUCGAGAAAAUGGACUAGUCAGAAAGAACCCUGGGUAGAGAACGUUCCCAAUACUUUCUCUUACACAGGUAAUCCCGUGCGGUGACGCAGCCCCGGGCAUGCGCAAAGCUCCCUGAGAGUUACAGUUCACCAGGUGAACCAAGAAUGGCGAGGCUGCGCUGAUCACCCUGGGAAUUGUAGUGCCGGCUAGAGAGUGCUCUCUGCGCAGACGCAAACGGCUGUCCCUUCCGGGUUCCAGCGUCCUCGCGUUUCACCAAAGGAAAUCUCUUCGUUUUCCAGAGUGACUAUGGCAACCUACAGCCUGGCAAACGAGCGACUACGCGCCCUGGAAGACAUCGAACGGGAAAUCGGCGCGAUUCUUCAGAAUGCAGGUACCGUGAUCCUGGAACUUUCGAAGGAAAAAACCAAUGAACGGCUGCUAGACCGGCAAGCGGCGGCUUUCACGGCGUCGGUGCAGCAUGUAGAGGCGGAGCUGUCGGCUCAGAUCCGCUACUUAACCCAGGUGGCCACAGGGCAGCCCCAUGAGGGCUCCAGCUAUUCUUCAAGGAAAGACUGUCAGAUGGCCCUGAAGCGAGUGGACUAUGCUCGCCUCAAGCUCAGUGAUGUGGCCCGAACCUGUGAGCAGAUGCUGGAAAACUAAGCCAAGUAGGUGGAGAGACAGCUUGGAAUGAGACUACCACCUGCACCCCGGGACAGAACCUGGAGACCUGCAGGAUGGGGAGCACAGGCUGCCAUGCCUGCCCUGUUGGUCAGAAUAUGAGGACAGUGAGGUAAAAGGUGGGAAUGGAGAAAUUUAAAGACCGAGCCUGCCUACAACUCUGCCCUGGUUCCCCCAGCAGGGUGCUGCUGUUCUGCAUGCAUUUCACAGAAGUGCUAAAAAGCUCAGACAGAAGACAGAGAUUCAGACACACAACCCACUUCCUCAUGUAUUUCAUGUCUUUGUCCCAGGCGUCCACAGACUUGUACAUUCUUCUUCAUUGGGAGAGAUAAAACAAGAACUAAGGGUUUUAAUAAUAAAAACAGUAACAACAAAAA
Phyllostomus hastatus (greater spear-nosed bat) is the source of this 1116-nucleotide messenger RNA. RefSeq names its product mediator complex subunit 11 (gene MED11). Lineage: Eukaryota; Metazoa; Chordata; Mammalia; Chiroptera; Phyllostomidae. Gene Ontology annotation, molecular function: transcription coregulator activity. The coding region runs from base 368 to 721 and encodes 117 amino acids. Gene Ontology annotation, cellular component: mediator complex. Gene Ontology annotation, biological process: regulation of transcription by RNA polymerase II. The transcript is spliced from 3 exons. The record is from RefSeq and is a predicted model, not a curated record.